This is a messenger RNA of Williopsis jadinii, 1077 nucleotides long. RefSeq names its product nucleoside triphosphate pyrophosphohydrolase HAM1 (gene HAM1). Gene Ontology annotation, cellular component: cytoplasm. Gene Ontology annotation, biological process: nucleoside triphosphate catabolic process. The coding region runs from base 311 to 877 and encodes 188 amino acids. Lineage: Eukaryota; Fungi; Ascomycota; Saccharomycetes; Phaffomycetales; Wickerhamomycetaceae. Gene Ontology annotation, molecular function: nucleoside triphosphate diphosphatase activity. The record is from RefSeq and is a predicted model, not a curated record. The transcript has a single exon.
UGUGGUGAUUUCACUGGACCAUGAGUUGCCGGCUUGAAAAGCGUAUACGAGUAUGUGACCAUAGUGACUCUACGAAGAAGUCUUCAAACGACCUCUCUAUCUAAUUACUGACCCCUCUAUAAAGAACUCUUAUGAACUUAUAUACCCACCAAUGUUAGCCCCCAGUUUGAAACAUUGUUGCGACAACUCGUUGUAAUAUACAUUUUUGUAAAGGGGACACUGUGCAUCAAAACGUUUUUAGACAAAUCGAGCUCUUCUGUUGAAACAACUGUCAGACGUUGAAUACCAGGGAAAGCCAGUCAUAGAGACGAUGCCAAUUACAUUUGUCACCGGCAACUUGAACAAGCUGAGAGAGUUCCAAGCGAUUGUUGAGGAUUCAAGUAUCGUCCAUCAAAAGAUUGAUCUUGAAGAGAUUCAAGGGUCAAUUGCCGAGAUCUCUACAAAGAAGGCCAAGGCUGCUGCCAACGCCAUUGGUGGCCCAGUCCUCGUUGAAGAUACUUGUCUUGUGUUCAAUGCAUUGUCCAAACCAAACUUGGAGCUUCCAGGCCCGUAUAUUAAGUGGUUUUUGGAUUCUCUUGGUGUUGAAGGUUUGCCAAAGCUUCUAAGUGGGUUUGAAGACAAAUCUGCUCAGGCCGUCUGCACCUUUGCCUACUGCGAGGGCCCAGGCUGCGAAGUGAAGCUAUUCCAAGGUGUCAACGAUGGUAUCAUAGUUGAUGUACCACGUUAUAACGGUGACUCGCCAUUUGGAUGGGAUCCAAUCUUUCAGCCAAAUGGGUACAAGCAGACCUACGGUGAGAUGGACAAGUCCUUAAAGAACACCAUUUCGCAUCGUUACAAAGCACUUGUUUUGGUUAAAAAGUUCCUCCAUGACAAUUAAAUCCAUACACAUGUACGUCUUACAUAGGAAGCUCAUUAGAUGCACCAGCAGGGUUAUUGAUCUUCCAGGUAUCUAUCCAAGACACGAUUCUGUGAACGUUCUCAUCCAUAUCCUCUGUAGUAUUGGAUUGCAGCUCGAUGACGAUCUCUGGCGCAUAUGACUCUCUGGCCUCGUUAGCAAUGACCUCCAUGAUCUCACAG